Molecule: messenger RNA, 8915 nt
Organism: Eleginops maclovinus (Patagonian blennie)
Lineage: Eukaryota; Metazoa; Chordata; Actinopteri; Perciformes; Eleginopidae
Product: KIAA0232 ortholog
Exons: 8
Coding region: 2034-6053 (1339 amino acids)
Source: RefSeq, a predicted model, not a curated record
ACUUGUCGCACUGUGUUGUUUUUCUCCAUGUUUUGUGUUUAUUCAGACUACUCUUUCGUUGUAUGACGGUAUGGCGUACAUUUUGAAGGGAAAACGUCUGACAGUCCGCUUGUUGCCUACUGGGGCAGCCGCCUCCCCCUCGGUCACAACAAGCGGACGUGAAUGCUAACGAUAGCAAACGUUCGUUUCAAUUUGAACAGGACACAUUUGCAACCGUGUGUUUACUGUUAGCCAUUCUGGGCGCUGCGUCUCCAACUGAAAGUUUAGACUCGGCCUAACGUUUGCGUGUUGCGGUUUGCUAGCUAACUAUUUAAUGGAGAACGGCCAGUGCUCUAAUGUCACUGUGCAGAGGAGCCUCCGUUCACCUGCCCUACAUAACAAACCACGGUCUGCUCGGGGAAGGGGGACAUCGCAAUUAGAGUUAAAUUGAUAAGACUGUAAUAUAACAUAGGUGUUAACCUGUCACGAUGACCGUAAUGUUAGCGUAAAAAUAAUACUAAAUUGCUAACGACCGGAGACGGGCAGCUAACUUGGCUAACUUAGCUCAUAAGCUAACGUUAAAGGUCGGUGGUCUAGCUAACCUUGCCAUUUGACUGCAGUGUGACGCUAUCACAGGUCAAUAUAACGUUUGUUGACACUUCAGCAGCUACCCACCACUGAUUGUGUAGUGUUUAAUCACAAUAAGGUCAAUACUUAAUCAUAAUGAUCGUCCCUUGCUGUUAUGUAUUGCCGCACUCAGCAGCCAAGCAGUGUAACGUUAGCGUCUUUAAACUAUGACUAUUUGCCCCACGUAACAAUGUAUCUGAAAUGGAGAUAACUAGCUGGUUGACUCUGUGCAAAUGGCAUUACGUUGCUACUUUCCAUUUCAGCGGAACAAAUGAGUUGCACGAUGAAGUUGGUAUGUGGGCAGUGCGGUCAUAAGCUAGCUGCCGGGCUAAUGUGAAUACAAGAAACAGCUGGGUUGUAGACACUGGUCAGCCAUAUUUAGCAAUUAUCGAUGGAGCUAGUUUAUCUCAGCUGUUGUCCUUCUGUAUUUAUUAUUUACAGAUAAUGUUACAAUGUGAUAAUAAAUAAUUGGUUUGGAUACUGCAAAACUUUUGAUAUUGCCCCUUUGACGAUGCAAAGGACUAAACCAUAAUAUGAAGACGGGUUCAGCCAAUCAAAUCGCCGCAGCCUCCAUUUGCUCUUCACGUCGGUCCACUAAUCCGCUGCUGCCAUAUAAAACACAUGCACUUGACAGCAAGCGAUCCCCUGUCCGUUGCCCACACAGUUUUAUUUCAACUGCUGGAGUUAGCUUGUCAUUGUUGUUCUGCCAUGGGCACAAAUCCAGGACAUGUUUGCUGUUAUAACUUACCAAUUAACAUUAGGCAGCCGUUGUUCGAAAUGAAUAGGACAACAAUCAACAUGUUGCUUCCUCUUUUAGUAGUUUUACUAAGCCUUGCUGUCAUCCAGUUUCAAAAAGACAUGGUCAUGACCACUUCUUCUGUAAUAAAUUUAUUAUGUUACAUUGCAUUUCAUAACAGGAUAGUUAACUUAUUACACAUAUGCAUACUUGAAAAGGGUUAACUAAGUUGUAAAUGUGCUUCACAUCACAGUCAACCUGUUUAUCACAUUGUAAAAGGGCGCACCACCAUAAUGUGUCAUGAUUGAAACUGCUGCUCAAGAGUUCAUGAUCUCUCAUGAGCCCAUUAGCUUGCUGGUUGUGCCGUUGAAGUAAGACGUAGCCCCAAAAUGGACCACUCCGACUGAGACGCAAACACAUCCUGUGUUUUGCUCAGCAGCUGAGAUCUAUCAGCAGCCUAAGCCAUGCCUGACGUGUAAAAUCCCCUUUUUGCUAAAAGCAAUAAUAUAAAAAAAUAACAUCCUACAUGCCUCCCCAUGUAGAGCCGCUUCGGUGCGUCCUGCUGGAGUGACUAGCCCCUCUUCCCAAGGUUCUGCCUCGUCCUCUCUCUGUUCCCUUCUCAACGACCACCCUACAGUAACUACCCAUCACAAUGCUGCUCCACCUUAGAAUGGCCAACACCUGAGGUCCCAUGCGUCCAGUGAGCACCGAUUCAGACGGUCCUGCUCCUCCUGAAAACCUCUCUUGCCCCUACCCCUUCGUCGGCCCCCUGCCUGCCUCAGAGAUGUCCUUGUUCCAGUCACUGGGUCCAGUACAAAGCUGGCUUGGCCAGGAGCUUGAGAAGUGUGGGAUAGAUGCCAUGAUUUACACCCGCUAUGUCCUCAGCCUCCUCCUGCAUGACAGCUACGACUAUGACCUGCAGGACCAGGAGAAUGACAUCUUCUUGGGCUGGGAGAAGGGAGCUGGGAAAAAAUGGGGCAAGAGUAAGAAGAAAGGAGGGACCGACCUGAGUCUUGAGGAAAUGAAGAAGCAAGCUGCUGUGCAAUGCCUCCGCUCUGCAUCUGAUGAAAACUCUGGAAUUGAGAGCCUGGUUGAAGAGCUUUGCUCUAAACUAAAGGACAUCCAAAACAAACAGAAAGAAGAGAAGCAGAUACAAAAGAAAUCUGAUGGCUCUCAGUCUCCAGAGCGAGCUGAGUCCCCCUCUUCAAAGGACCAGGUGGAAAUGUAUUAUGAAGCCUUUCCUUCCUUGUCAGAGAAACCUGUUUGUCUCCAAGAGAUCAUGACGGUGUGGAACAAGGCUAAGGCCUGCGCAUACUCGAGUUCAUCCUCUGCUGCCCCACAGACCAGCACAGACACCUCUUCCCCAAAAGAUUGCAACAGCGAAGGGGAGGCUGCAAAGGAGCGAAACCUCGGAGCAGGUGGCACCAUCACUACGACGUCCAACGAGAGAGGCCAGCAGCGACGGAGCAAGAAGGAGAAAGAAAAUCGAUACCAUGGUGGUGCAGCAGCAGAGGAGAAAUCUACCGUCCACUCGAAGAGACAGAUGAGACAUAGAUCUGAGGGAAAAAACAGACCCAGAUCCUGGUCCUCUGGCUCUAGUGAGGCGGGCUCAAGCUCAAGCGGGAACCACGGUGACUUGAAGUCAUCCAGAAGCAAGGCAGUUAGAAUAAGGCACAAAUCCAGGGAGGCUGCAAAAAAUAAGAGAACACGCAACAGCGGGCAGGUGAAGCUGCAGGUGAAGGUAAUUGAAAAAGAGGAGCGGAGAAACGCAGGCGGGAGCAGUAGCAGCGCCACUGGAGGCGCUGCCAAACAACCACAGCUUUACAAGAAGGGGAAGAGACCUCUGAAAGAGAUUCGUAGAGAUCCAGGCUGGAAGGAGGCUAAAGAGUCCGGAGUUGAGGCCAGAAACAGAAAGGAAUACAUGGAGGAGCCUCUUUGGUACACUGAGCCCAUCACAGAGUAUUUUGUACCUUGCAGCAGACAAAGCAAGCUGGAAACAAAAUAUCGCAACAAGGUAGACUCUCCUGACGGUUUUGAUUUGUCAACCGACAUGGAGAGGCUGCCAGAGCGAUUCCAGGGAAUCUGCAUUGCCAAUGAGAGCUACCAGAGAGCGUACCUAGCAGCAGGCUCGUUUGUGGAUGGGCACUUUGUGGAAGGGCCUGGCGAAGCAGAAGAUGAAACUGUUGAACUCACUGGGACCUCAUGCUGCCCUCAGCCAGAGGAUAGUAGAGAUUUAGAUGACAAGCAUCUGUCUGAAUUCACUCACUUCUAUGAAGUUGACAUUUAUCAAUCCAUAUUGGAUACUAGUGCCUCAGACUCUAUACAAGAGAGUCGGAUCUUAAGCAUGAUUCGACAAAAAAGCAAAGAGCAAAGAGACGUUGAGGCAGAAUGUUGUUUAGUGUUAGAUGGCCUUGAGCAGCAAGGGAAAAUUGCAAUACGGGCAGAGUCACAAGAAGCUCCAGGAUCAGAUGGAUUCCUAAUGGAGGAUCUUAAAAACAUGGCUCAAGUGUGGGGAUGUUAUUCACCAUCCACUUCAGAAGAUAUAGAUGGAGAAAGCUUCAUAGGAGACUCUCCCGUCCGCCUCUCCCCCCUCCUUGAUAGUGUUUCGUUCACCCUGAGCAAACUAUCUGGAAAUCCGGAAGAGCCAAAUGUCCCUGAAGCCACGAGUGAACCAUCCUGCUUCUCUCUUUUCGAGCUGCAGUAUGAGAGCCCCACGUUCCCUUUUCCCCGCGACUCACUCACCGUCGGUCAUGAAAACAACACAGAUUCUAGUAGCUGUCUCGAGCCACAUUCUAAUAAACAGUCUCGUUUGCUAAUAUGGACCAAAAAUAGUGCCUUUGACGAAACUGAACACUGUUCUAACCUUUCAACAAGAACUUGCAGUCCGUGGUCACAUUCAGAGGAAACUCGUUCAGACAACGAGCAAGGAAAUGUUCCGACAGAGGAUGCUGUUCAAAUUGGCAACGAAGAGAUUGAUUGUAUAAUCCCUCCUCUCUCUGGUACAUAUCUAGAGGAUGAAAUCCUGGAUUUCUUGCAUUCAAACUCUAGCCGAAUAUGCGAGGAGGUCAGUGUUAGCACAGCAUCCAAUAAGACCUUCACCAAAAAAUCUAAAUUGGAGUCCAUUUGUGGUAUAGCAUUGGAAGAGGACGAGAGUAAACAGUAUAGCACUGGCAUGUUUUCGGACGACACAAACCAACACGGUGACGACUACAGCUCAGGGAUAAUAAAGGACAUUUGGACUGCAAUAGGAGAUGACAAAUCUGUAACGGCGAAGCAAGGAGCCGAACAACCAAGCGAGGGCUUGUUCUCAGAUGAGUCCGGCGGUUACUGCUGCAGUCGCCUGGAAGUGCAGGCCAAAGGGGUUCCAAUUCAGGGACCUCAGAAAAAAGCAGUGCAGCGCUCAGAGUAUCACCUUUGGGAGGGCAAGAAGGAAGAACAGGACUUAGCCAAAAACAAACUCUCUAAGGUAGAUGGUGCAGGUGAUUACAUGACUCCGUCCAAGCCCUGGGACCUGAACUCUGACAGGGAGAGCACGUCAUUCAUCCUUGGAGGGGUGUAUGGAGAGUUGAAGACACUAAGUGGGGAUAAGAAUUGGGCUCUUGUGCCGCCAAGUGACACCCAAGAUAGCCUGCUACAGUGUGCCGCUGCGGCUGCAUCUGCUUCCAACUCAGAUAUGCUCACCAUCACCGGCACAGAUGUGUUCAUGAACACUGGCAGCUGCUUUGCCCCCGGGCACCGGCCCCUGUGGAGGCCUCUUGUGUCCUUUGGGCAGAGUGAGCAGGCCAUUAGAGGUGGCGGAGAUGGAUUGAAUAAAGGAUUUUCUUUCAUCUUCCAUGAAGAUUUGCUCGGGUCCUACGGAGGCUUGCGUGGUGAAGAGCAAGGUUUGGAUUACCCAUUCACAUCCUUCAACCUGAACAAUCCGUUCUCCCAAGUCCUCCACGUUGAGUGUUCUUUCGAGCCUGAGGACAUGGCUUCUUUCAGUCCGGGUUUCAAGCCCAAGUCGAUUCUUUGCUCGGACUCAGAGAAUGAAGCUUUCCACCCACGCAUAUAUGGCAUCAACCGUACGCAGUAUAGGGCAAUUCGCAUCUCCCCCAGGACUCAUUUCCGACCAAUAUCGGCCUCAGAGUUGUCUCCCGGUGGAGUGAGUGAUUCCGAGGCCGAGACUGACAAAGAGGAGAUGAGUUUUCCCGUCCUGGCGCCGGUGGACGUCUUCGAUGAUCCUCAGGCGGAUCUCAAACCUCUGGAGGAGGAUGCAGAAUGUGAGGGCCCCUAUUACGGGAAGUCAGAACUGGAAUCUGGUAAAUUCUUACCCAGAUUAAAGAAGUCUGGCAUGGAGAAGAGUGCCCAGACCUCUUUGGAUUCACAGGAGGGCUCCAGUACCCUCUUGCCAAUUGCUGAGCAAGAGAUUUGCUUAGACUGCAAGACUGCAGAAGCCGCAUCAAAUGUAGGCGGACAGACCGACGUCUCUGUCGGCAAGAUUCAAAAGAAGGAAUCUUCAGAAGAAAAGCAGUCCUGCUUCUCUGCACCAGCGGGUCAGAUCCCAAAGUAUGGGAUCGCUUAUGACUUUGUGGGAGAUGUUCCAGAGUUCCCUCUGUUAAAUAUAAGUGGACAGAGAGGAACCGGCAACCAGCAAGACGAGUGCUGGUGGCAGAACACACUCUGUUCCCCCCUUUUCCCUGGAUCGCAGUGUACAGGGAGCAGCAACAUUUGACUACUCCAGUUUUGUUGAGGACUCCUGUCGUAGAGAGGAAAUCCUCCUCUCCUGUUGUGACUGGACCUCUACCAGCAAAGAUUCAGGGUCAUCUCAGAGCUGGAAAAACCUAAUGUAGGCUCAUUUUCUGACACACCCAUCCGAAACCCCCACACAUAACCCCUGUUGGUUUUCAUUUACUAAACCUUGUGUAGUCAACAAUCAGAUCUACAAAAAGUGAGAGAAAAUAGGAAAACUCAAAAAAUAUGUUCUGUCUUUGAGUGACGCCAAGAGCAAACAUGCAUUGUAGGCGUUUUAGGAUUUGUUUCAUUUGGUUCAUCUGUACGCUGAUCCUCAUUCAUGUCUCACAGUUAGGUAGUAGGGACAAUCUUUUGUUCUAUCCUUGUAAGUUUUGUUCCCACCAUCUUUGCUUUUGAGCUAGGAUACUGCUAGUUGCUGGUAUCUGAAUGGUUGUGCAUGUAUGUUCGUCCAGCCAGUCCCACUCCUCUUUUUCUAGUUAAACAUAACGUGUGAAACGACUGCUAUCGCAUACUCUACUUUCCAUCUGGUUUCAGAAAGAUAAUUAUAAGGAUGUUGAGAUUUUUGAGUUGUGUAAGAAUUUCGAGAGUUUAAUUUAAAUAGUUUGUUUGGACGACUUUCUGAAUGUGAAGUAGAGAAUGUGUGCAGCUUUUCUUCUAAAUACCCCUAAAUUCCCCAUGUGUGAAAAGUUAUCAUAAAUGAGUCUGGUUUUUGACUGGUGAUAGUCUUACAAGAGCUAGUAGUAGACAUAGUAUGGUUUGUGAGGCUAGAAUAAAUAAAAAAUCCUUUAAAAACAUAAAAAAACCGGAAAUCAAAUGAGUUAUGUUGGACAAAAUACUAAUCAUCUACUUGAAAUGCAAUGCUGUAAAAGAAUUGGGGGGGAAAAAGAAAAAAAAGUUUGUUUUAGGGUAAAGGCCCAACAUGAUAAGACUACAGCCAUUUCUGCAGACACCUGUGUUGCAAUCGAAUGAAACUUUGUUUUAAUUUUUUUGUAAUUCCUAUGGUACAAAAUAUUGGUGCUAUAAAUAUGUUCCGAAUCUUUUGAUUGCAGUUCCAUGAUAUGGCUGUGAUAAGUAGAUGGCAUAGUUUUUUUGUAGUCCUGACAGUCAGACUCCAUGAAUAUCUUUUUGCCGAAAAAUUGAGAAAAGAAGAAAAGAAAAAAAAAGAUAGCCUGAUGGCAGUUCUUGUUUAAUGUGGCUUGUUUUUUUAUUUUAAGGUAACCUCUUAGUUGUCAGGUCUGCAGCAGAAGCAGAAAUACUUGCAGGUGUUUAAAUCUCAUGUUCAUCUUUUGAGUUAUUUGUCCCCAAACAGAAAGGACAUCGUCCUCAUUGUCUAAUGGUUUAUUGUCCAUUUUGAAACUCAACAAGUGUAUAACCAAGCAAGUGGCGAGCGGAGGUCAAACCAAAAACAUGGCAUAAUUACACUAAGGUACAAAUGCUUUUUUUCCCAUGAGGUGUGUGUUUUUUUUGGUUUACAAUAUAUCUUGUUGAAAUACUGAGUAAUGUCUCACUCUGUUUGAGUGUGUGUGUUUGUGUGUUGGCAACGGAACUUGUGAAGGUUCAGAAUGAGUGGACUUGAACUUUAUCUCAGAGAAACGUGAAUGUAUGCAGACAUACAUUCACAAAAAAUGCAUAUGCAUUAGCGCCCCUUACAUUUGAAAACCCCCUGAACAAAUUGGCAAACCUUCUGACUUUUAUCUUCUUUCGAUUUCAGUUAGAAACUUUACGUAGUGAGGCCAGCAGAAGGGUAACGUUCGUCACAUAAUGAAACUGAAGCACACAACUAUAACCAUCCCUCUGUUAUGGGCAAUUAAAAAUGUGCAGACUUUUGGUAAGUCGCAGGUUGGCAUGGCUUUGUAAAUGGCUUCCUAAUUUUGCAACGAUUGUAUGUACAGGCCAAUGGUUUGCUCAAUCCAAUGCCACUUCAAUUUAAUAAAAAAAGAGCCCCAAGGUACUCCAACUUCAGGGUCUUGUCACCUUUCUUCGACAGUCACCUGACACUCAGGAAUUUUUUAAUAUAAGCAUAAUCUACACUCAGACCUGUGACAGUGCAUCGAUGCAUUAAUGUAAAACCUUUCUUUGAUUGUAGCGCAGAAUUUAUUGACAGGAGUUCCUUCCGCGCAAAACACAGAGGCGACUGUCAUAAACAUAUAGUUUUGGGGAAGAAAAAAAAGCCAUUGUAGGUUGCAUAAGCAAUGUGGAGGGGAAUUCAAAAGUCCUAUGCAAUACCUUGGCGCAUGAAAACAUUAAAGAAUAUACGGAGAAAAGUCAUUCAGCUAAUUUAGCAUGUUGAUAUGUUUUGGGUGAGGGACACCUGAGAGAAAAAACAAACCACGGACUGUCUCUAGAAGUGCAGCAUGCAAACAUCUCACUCGUUUUUGUGUUGGAUUUAAUGAAGAUAUUUUGGUUUAAAAAAUACAAGUGAGGUUAAUUUGAAAGAAUGCUAUGACUGAGUGAAUCUGUGAGUGAAUGUGUGCAAGAAGACACAAAGCACUUAGAUGGGAGGUGAAAGGAAUGCAUCACACCUUUCUCCGGUUAAUUCUUCCAUUUUGAUAGGCCGUGUUUAAAAAACAAAACGUGUGUGACGAGAAAAUGCAUUCAGUGAGGGUAUAUGCAUCUGGAACACUGUGGUCUGAAGGACAUAUCCCGCACUGAAAACUGAACGUUUUCCUCGUCUCUUCAUUCCCACCUAGACGCUCCUUCACCCUCCUCCCUUCCUAUAUUUUCCUGAAUCCCAUCUGUCCUGAGUAGAUGUGUUGUUCUAAUUUCAUAUACACCCUGAGUAAAUUAUUUUGUUUCAUUGUGGAUUUUCUUAACAUCUAAUAAAGGAAUAAACCAAACCUCA